Messenger RNA from Fomitopsis serialis, 2116 nucleotides. Its product is annotated as cleft lip and palate associated transmembrane protein. Lineage: Eukaryota; Fungi; Basidiomycota; Agaricomycetes; Polyporales; Fomitopsidaceae. The record is from RefSeq and is a predicted model, not a curated record. The coding region runs from base 163 to 2004 and encodes 613 amino acids. Gene Ontology annotation, cellular component: endomembrane system; membrane. The transcript has 17 exons.
GGUCGCGCCACGCGUCGUACCGAAUUCACGUGACACGUGUCCCGACAUGUCUGCCACCGUCGACUCGCCCCUGCCAGCCUCCGGCGAUGUGCAUGCCUUCCAGCCAGAACUGCAAAAGCCAGACGUAGCUGGAUAUCUGACUUUCUCAAGUUCUGAAGCAGCAUGUCUUCCGCAGAUGCUGCCCCGAGGCAGGCGCAGGCCAAUGCCGCGCCUGCAGUGCAAGAGGAGUCGACAUGGCGUAGAAUGUGGAGUAUGGCCCAGCAAUUAUUGAUCAUGUAUCUAGUGAUGCAAGUUGCUACGAAGUUUUUUGCCCCGAAACAACCGGAUGCUGCCGCACCAUCCACUGCUACCCAAGACGAUAGUCAUACAGCACAGCAAGGCUCGAAAGGGGUAGCCGCUCAACAGGCGACUCCGGGAUGGUCUCUUGGCAUACCGCUUGCCAUGCAUGUGUACUUCUCGACCUCACCGGAUAGCGCAGACGUCUUCGCGAAUCAAUGGACCUCCGACCGUGGGUCGAGCAAGAACAAGUUACCGAACUUCGUCUGGGACAACAUCACGUAUGGCGACUUCAAGGAGUCGCGAACGGUUGACCUGAUGCUAGACCUGCCGCUUAGUGUACAACACAAUGGUUCCCUCUGGGCUGAUAUAUACCUGGUGAAGGACGGCGCCAGCCCCGACCCUUCCAAGUCGAACUACGACACCCGCGCUGUCCACCAUGCGAGGAAGUUGCUGACACGGUAUUUGCCAAAGACCAAGGCUCGCAAAGAGAAGAAUCUGCUCGGUGGCGGCCAAGAAGAGAAUGCGGGGGAACUCGAAGAACCUCAGCAGGCCGACGUCAUCGUGUCACAUUGGCAUCCUAAUCUCACGCUGGCUCUUGUCUCGGAUGCGACAGCCGUUCCAAUCACCAAGCUUCCCGAGCCUGUCGCAAGACACGUCGAAGUCUACGCCGAGACUGACCAAUCCGGGACUAGAGUAGUCUACAAGCCUAUCGUAUACCCGAAUGACUUCUGGCUGCUCCGUUCGCAAUUUAUCGAGAUCAACAGUACCACUCCCCGACUUCCUCUCCAAGUCACCUUCCAGCCCCUGUCGUAUUGGAAGUUCCAAAUCUUCGCUACCAUGACACAAGGGUUCGACGAGGCCGCCAAACAGCAGGGUGGUGCAAGCGGCGCAGAGCUCGACGAGAUCAAGCGGAUGUUGGUCGAAACGAACCCGUGGUUCUUGGGCUUGACCGCGUUGGUCAGCGUGCUGCAUGUGGUAUUCGAGAUGCUUGCCUUCAGCUCGGAUGUGUCGCACUGGAGACAGAAGCAGGAGCUCGUCGGUGUAUCCGUUAGGUCAAUCGUCACGAAUGUCGUCGUGCAGAUCAUUAUUCUACUGUAUCUCGUAGACAAUAACGAACAAACAAGCUGGAUGAUCCUAAUGGGCUCUGGCGUUGGAGUCCUCAUCGAGGCCUGGAAGGUUGCUUCUGUCCCCUAUGUUAUCUUGCGUUUUUCUGAACUCGAUAGACAUGUUCUAAGUGAGGACGAGAAGAAGACGCAAGAGUACGACAAGCUCGCGUUCCGCUACGUGUCUUACUUCACAAUCCCAUGCUUGGCGGGCUAUACUGUGUACUCGCUGCUCUACGAGACACACAGAGGCUGGUAUAGUUUCGUCAUCUCGACGCUGACGUCCUUCGUAUACAUGUUCGGUUUCGCUCAACUCAUCCCGCAACUGAUCAUAAACUACAAACUCAAGAGCGUUGCCCACAUGCCCAUGAAGGCGAUGAUAUACAAGAGCUUGUCGACAGUUGUGGAUGAUCUUUUCGCAUUCUGCAUCAAAAUGCCGGUAUUGCAUCGAUUGGCAUGUUUCCGGGACGACGUUGUGUUCCUGGUCUUCAUCUACCAACGGUGGAUAUACCGAAUCGACCCGAAGCGGGUGAACGAGUACGGUCAAGUGAUGGCGUCGGAAGUCGAUGCCGUACAAGCGAAGGGUGGGAAGGAGGACGCAGAGACGAAGAAGAACAAAUGAUCAGUUGGAUCAAUUUGGAUGACCAGCUUGAAGUGCUCUAUUUAGGUGUUACACGUUGACGAUGCCCGAUUAGCACUGAGCUGUGUCACUUGCUGCUGCGUUACGUCGCUGA